Messenger RNA from Salvia splendens (bonfire salvia), 3058 nucleotides. RefSeq lists its product as uncharacterized. The transcript has 2 exons. The coding region runs from base 1226 to 2308 and encodes 360 amino acids. The record is from RefSeq and is a predicted model, not a curated record. Lineage: Eukaryota; Viridiplantae; Streptophyta; Magnoliopsida; Lamiales; Lamiaceae.
UUUGGGAGUUAUAAAUAUUUUCUUUGCGUGAGUCGGUUUAUGGAUUGACUUGAUCAAGUGGCAACGACAAUUUGCUAAUUGAUCCACUGGGUUCGGUUAUCUUCCAUAUAACCUUGAUUAAUCCGAUCCUUCGUUCUGAGUCUCAACAAAAAUGGCGCCGUUGCCGGGGAAAAAUGGUACUAUCGUGGUAAACACUGGACCAACCCGUUCACGCUCAAAAACACGAACGCUUAGUGGAGAGUUCAGGAGGACGGAGUUGUAACAACCCGUUACAGAGUCGCCUUAGCAGCAGCCGCUGAGCAACAAAUCGGCGGAGAAGAAGGAGAGCAGAAUACACCACCAAAGCCACCACUUAAGCAAGCAGAAGAGGAGAUGGUCCACAUCGACAACGAUUCUGGAAUUAGAUCUCUGCACGCCCAUGACGAGAGGGAGCCCACCCAUGCCAUCGCUUUUACUCCUGCGAUGCGUUCUAUAGCGAUCAAAUCAGGAGUGCUGGCCGUCUUGUCCCACUUUUACGGCCUCCCGAAGGAAUGUCCGUAGCCUUCAUGUAGGAAUUCUGUCGAUAUUGUGAUAUCCAACCCGUUCCGACUGGAUCCACGUCGGAAGAUUAUAGGCUGAAGGCUAUUCCCUUCGUCUUGAAGGGAGAUGUUGUAGUGUGGCUGUAAAGACUUCCAGAAAACUCAAUCAGAACCUUGGCGGAAUUAUGAAUGAUAUUUUUGGAUCGUUUCUUCCCAACGUAAAAAAUGAGUACCCUCAUGCGGGAAGUCCAGGAAGCCCAGAGGGAGCAGAGGGCUGCACUAGAAAUGCUCACAAAGCAGCUAUCUCAAGUUGCCACAUCACUAGGCAAACUGAGGGGUAAUGAAGGGAAGAUUCCAGCUACAGUACAGCAGCCUGCUGGGCGAGAGAAUGUCAACGCACUUUCUCUAAAAUCAGAAGAGAUUGAUCAAAGCCCCUCUGCAAGUUCUCCGGCACCUAUAACAGGAGCGACUCCUGAGAAGGUGCUGGAUUCAGAGCCCUUGAUCAAGUUGAAAAAAAAGAGGCUGAUAUCCUUGAACAGGUUGCCGAGGAAAAGAGGAAGGUCAAGGCAAGAAAUGUACCUGUGGAAAUCCAGAAGGGUGAUCUCACAUCAAAGGAAGCCGACCCGGGGGCGUUCACACUCCCAAUCUCCAUCAGAAACAUUCAGGUGAAGCAUGCGAUAUGUGACCUAGGAGCUUCCGUCAAUAUCAUGCCAUAUUCGGUGUACGAGAAGUUAGGAGAACCCGAGCUUGUCAAGACUAAGAUGACGUUACAACUAGCAAACGGGUCUUGCAUUCAUCCAAAGGGAAUCCUGAAAGACGAAAUCGUCAAGUUGAACAAGUUCGUGUAUCCAGCCAACUUUUUUGUCAUGGAAAAGACAGAGCCAGCAGCAGGGGAGUCCGUUGGGAUCCUUUUAGGAAGACCAUUCCUAUCUACAACAAGCGCAGUCAUCGACGUCCGCAAUGGAACGUUGCAUCUGAAUUUUAAAGGGGAGCGACUGACAUUUGGCGUUGAUAAGAAUGGGAAGCAACCACAGGACAGUAAGAGCUUACAUUCGGCAAUAAUUACCAAACCCCGAGUGCAGAAGUGUCUGGAAAGGGAUCUCUUCAAAGAAACACCCACUGAUUUCAGUGCAAAUGGACAUCUGAAGAAAGAGGCGGCUGAAUGGUUCGAUGCAAGGCUAACUGGGGGUCCUAAUGAGGAAGACAUUGAAAAGGCAAUUAUGGAUUUCUGUAAACCUCCACAGCCAGUCGGGUCAACAAGGAUAGUUCAACUAGAAGGGGACGAGAAGCCACCUGAUCAAGGGGGCCCAAUGGAAAGUAAGCUUAAGGGAGGUACCACGCCUGCGAGCCAAAUACUAUCACCACCAGCAUUACCAGGCAUCCUUAGGGCCCUGACCACCCAGAUGCUUAAAGAACCAUGCGAACCGGACCUACAAGGGCAAAAGAGACAACUGCUAGAUGAGCUGGGGCCGAGUCAAGAAGCAAUUAAAAGGAAAAUAUUAGAAUCGAUAUGGAUCGACCCAAGUCCAUGCGUGCAUUCCCCCAAGUCAGGAGAAGAAGCGACACCCUACUCUGUUCAACAAGGCAGACUUGACCCCACUCUGAGGAGAGAAGAGCUCACGGUGGGGCAGAAAAACUUACUCUUCAAACGUCAAGUCAGUCUGAUGACCAAGAAGCAAAAAUCAGAAUGGGACGAUCCUUGCCCGCCAUUCUCUACGAUGAACGGACAUGAGAGGAAGCCAUAUCGUGAUAGGAAGCCAAAGUGGGCAUGGUGGAAAAAAUUCCACUAAUCAUGCCUAACGUUCUCCUGUAAGUAGGUAUAGGGGACGACUGCGUAUUCUUGGGCAGUCUGCUUGAUCAAGCAACUCAAUCAUAAAUCAAUAGUCUGAUCAAAUGACAUCCUAGAGAAACCAGUCAUACCCCUGGUAGUUUAGUGUAAAUAUUUUAUCUUGUUAUUUAAUUUUUGGUUUUAAAAUGAUUAUUGAAAUAUUAAAAAUAUUGUGUUUUUGAAAAGAAGGUGAAACUGAUCAAGCUGUAAUCACCUGAGUAUUCAUCUGAAAUUACGGGUCCGCUUGAUCAGUUGUAAUUUGAAUUUAAUAGUGCGGUGAUUGAAUUGAUCAAGACAGGUGAUGAAGGGACGUGCACUCAUUGACAAGUUGUGAAAAUGCGAACCGUUGCAUUAGAGAAGAUGUACCGGAGAGGAGUAGCGUAUCGGAGAAGCUAGGCCAGCUGGCACCCUGAAAAGGCACGCCUGUAAGUGAAGAGUCGCAGAGAUCUCAACCGACGGGAUUUUCGCAUAAAAGGAGGCUCUCUGACUCGUACUCCACUUUUCGCCAACUACCUUCAGUACACCUUGUUCGCCUCCACAAUUCCCCAAAAUUUCAAAACCUCUCGAAAAUUCACUCCCUUUGCAGAAAUCGCCCCCUCCCAUUACAAUCGAAAUAGAAUCGCUCACUCCCAAUACAUCCUCCUCACCCUCCGACGCCCAUCACCAACCAGGCCACCCUCGGCAUCUCCAGAUCAACUUCCCAAGAAAUAGU